Messenger RNA from Oppiella nova, 1404 nucleotides. NCBI's taxonomy places the organism in Eukaryota, Metazoa, Arthropoda, Arachnida, Sarcoptiformes, Oppiidae. The record is from the annotation of a GenBank genome assembly.
AUUGGCAUUUGGUCCGAGGAUAGCAAACUAGACAAUGGGCUCAACAUAAGCACGCAAUGGAUUAAUCACUACUCGAUGCUCACCCUACAAAACACCCACCUAGUUAUUACCACGGUGCUCAACGACCCGUAUACCAUGGUUAAGGAGUCGAGUUUUAAACGUAGUGGGAAUGACCAGUUUGAGGGCUAUGCCAUCGAUUUGAUACAGGAGCUGUCGAAGCUCCUACACUUUAAAUACGAGUUUAGAUUAGUGAAGGAUAUGGCGUAUGGUAGGCCCGAUAAAAAUGGCACCUGGAACGGUAUGAUAGGAGAGCUGAUCCGAGGGGAGGCCGACAUAGCGGUCGCCGAUCUCACCAUAACCUCCAAACGUGAGGAGGCGGUCGACUUUACCCACCCAUUCAUGAACACCGGGAUCAGCAUACUGUUCAAAAAGCCCACCAAAAAAGUCACCUCGCUAUUCUCGUUUUUAUCGCCCUUUUCCAACAUCGUGUGGAUCUACGUGGUGGGCGCCUACGUGGGGGUGUCGUCCAUGCUGUUCAUCGUGGGUCGACUGUCCCCCUACGAGUGGGAGAACCCCCAUCCCUGUCGUAAGGAGGACCAGGUGCUCGAGAAUGGGUUCAGUUUGUCGAAUAGCUUCUGGUUCACCAUAGGCUCGCUUAUGCAACAGGGGAACGACCUAUCGCCUAAAGCCAUGUCUACACGCACAAUAGCGGGCAUAUGGUACUUUUUCACCCUGAUCAUGAUCGCCUCGUACACCGCCAAUUUGGCCGCCUUUCUAACGGUCGAGAAGAUCGUGUAUCCCAUCGAAAACGCCGAGGGGUUGGCCUCCCAGGACCACAUCAAAUACGGUUGCCUUCAGUCCGGGUCCACCGCCUCCUUCUUCUCCGAGUCAAACAUAACGACAUACAAAAGGAUGUGGAAAUUCAUGUCCAGCCACCCGGAUGUGCUCCAGAGGUCUAAUGAAUACGGCAAACGUGCCGUAGAAAAAGGAGAGGGGAAAUAUGCCUUUCUCAUGGAAAGCGCUUCCAUAGAGUAUACCGUUGAGAGGAAUUGCAAUUUAACACAAAUCGGGGGCCUUUUGGACAGCAAAGGGUACGGCAUCGCCGCGCCUAAAGACUCGCCAUUACGGACACCCCUGAGUCAGGCUAUACUCCAACUGCAAGAGUCCGGCGCUCUCCUCAUAUUGAAGGAGCGCUGGUGGAAGCAGAAGAAGGGCGGCGGACAGUGUAUGGACGACGCCAAGAAGGGGUCGGGUAGUGUCACACCCCUUAAGAUUGAUAACGUGGGCGGCGUUUUCGUGGUGUUAUUGGGCGGCCUAUCAUUCUCGCUGUUUGUGGCGAUCCUGGAGUUCAUGUGGAAGGCUAGGAAUUUUACGCUGAACCAGGUCAGUUUGGGUGGUAGCUAG